This is a messenger RNA of Syzygium oleosum, 5536 nucleotides long. RefSeq lists its product as uncharacterized. The transcript is spliced from 4 exons. The record is from RefSeq and is a predicted model, not a curated record. Gene Ontology annotation, cellular component: nucleus. Gene Ontology annotation, molecular function: chromatin binding. Lineage: Eukaryota; Viridiplantae; Streptophyta; Magnoliopsida; Myrtales; Myrtaceae. Bases 155 to 4990 code for a protein of 1611 amino acids.
UCCGCCGCGGGCUUUUUAGGGAAGGGAAGGGAAGGAGGAAGAGGAGGAGGAGGAGGGAUUUCUCGCCGGAGGGGUUAUUGAUGGUAGUCGCCGGAAGUGAAAUAGGGAUUGUUGUUGCCAUCCAGGGGGCAGGAAUAGGGGAAAAUGCAAGGCUAUGCAUGGGAGAGAAGGUGAGGAGAGGAGGGGAAGGCGGAGUUGCAAUUGGCACAUGCGGACGGUCCCCACGCGUGUAGGCGUUGCUGUUGCACCCGAUGCUGAUGGUUCUUCUUCUUCUUCCGCCUCUUCGUCGCCUAAUUUCUUUCACAAGGACGGACGCAAGAUCAGUGUUGGUGAUUGUGCCCUGUUUAAGCCACCCCAAGAUUCUCCACCUUUUAUCGGUAUAAUUCGUUCAUUAACUUCAAGUAAAGACAACGAGUUGAAGUUGGGUGUAAAUUGGCUCUAUCGGCCUGCUGAAGUUAAGCUUAGCAGAGGCAUCCUGCUAGAAGCUGCCCCAAACGAAAUCUUUUAUUCCUUUCAUAGGGAUGAGACUCUUGCAGCAUCUUUACUCCAUCCGUGUAAAGUUGCAUUUCUUCCAAAAGGUGUUGAACUUCCAUCGGGGAUCUGUUCUUUUGUUUGUCGACGAGUUUAUGACAUUUCCAACAGUUGUCUUUGGUGGCUAACUGACCAAGACUAUAUUAAUGAACAUCAAGAAGAAGUAGAUCAGCUAUUAUAUAAGACUCGAAUAGAAAUGCAUGCAACAGUGCAACCAAAUGGUCGUUCUCCAAAACAAAUGAAUGGUCCGACAUCAGCUUCACAACUAAAAUCUGGUUCAGAUUGUGUACAGAAUAGUGCUUCGUCCUUUGCUUCUCAAAGUAAGGGAAAGAAAAGAGAGCGUGGAGAUCAGGGCUCUGAGCCCAUUAAACGUGAACGAUCUAUCAAAAUGGAGGAUGGGGAUUCUGGUUACUCUAGAUCAGAAAGCUUUUUGAGAAAUGAAAUUGCCAAAAUAACAGAUAAAGGAGGCCUUGUGAAUUUGGAAGGGGUUGAGAAACUGGUGCAACUCAUGCUGCCAGACAGGAGUGAGAAGAAAGUGGAUUUAGCUGGCCGCUCGAUGCUGACAGGUGUGAUUGCAGGCACUGAUAAAGUAGAUAAAAGAGAUUGCCUCAGCCAGUUUGUUCAACUGAAGGGUCUGUCUGUGUUGGAUGAGUGGCUGCAGGAGGUUCAUAAGGGGAAAGUUGGUGAUGGCUGUAGCCUUAAAGAUAAUGAUAAGUCAGUGGAUGAAUUUAUUUUGGUAUUACUUCGGGCGCUGGAUAAAUUACCUGUUAACCUUCAUGCCUUACAGAUGUGUAAUAUAGGCAAGUCGGUGAACAAUUUGCGUUCUCACAAGAACUCAGAAAUUCAAAAGAAGGCAAGAAGUCUGGUUGACACCUGGAAGAAAGGUGUUGAGGCCGAAAUGAACAUCAACGAGGUUGGUCAUGGUGGGAACAGAAACGUAGGUGGCUCGUCUGAGGCUGCUACAAGGAGCUCUGUUAGUCUUCCUGCAUCUAGAAGUCCUUCGGUAAAGCUUAUUCAGGGGGAGAGUGCCUCUAAAUCUGCUGUAUCUCCUGGGUCAUUAAAAUCAGCUCCUUCACAUGCAUCAAUUGGUGGCAACUUGAAAGAUGGACAAGCCCGUAGUGCUGUGGUUAGCAGUGUUUCCGAUCUUCCUAUGACAACAUCGAGAGACGAGAAGAGCAGCAGUUCUAGUCAGUCUCACAACAACAGCCAGUCUUGCUCAAGCGACCAUGCAAAGACUGGGGGUCCUCCAGGAAAGGAAGAUGCUAGGAGCUCCACGGCUGGUUCUGGCAGGGUCUCUAGUGGUCCUUCACGCCAUAAGAAGUUGGUUAAUUGCCUCCCUGGAUCGAGUGCAUCUGGAAGGGAAAUGGGUUCUAGCAGAACUUCCUUGCAUAGAAAUGUGGCUCCAGAAAAAGUGUCUCAGUCUGGAUUGACUAGUGAAAGGGCAGUUGAUGUGCCUUUUGAGGUGAAUAGUCACAAAUUGAUUGUUAAGAUUCCAAACAGAGGCCGUAGUCCUGCUCAAAAUGCCAGUGGUGGAUCCUUCGAUGAUCCAUCUGUCAUGAUCAGCAGAGCAUCCUCUCCAAUGCGCCCGGAAAGGCCUGAUCAACUUGAUCCUGCUCUGAAGGAGAAGACUGAUGCAUGCCAAGCUAAUGUUUCGUCUGAUGUGAAUGCUGAAUCAUGGCAGAAUAAUGAUUUGAAAGAUUUGGUGACUGCUUGUGAUGAGGGUGAUGGGUCCCCAGGAACUGCUCCUCAGGAUGACUGUCUCAAGACUGGUGAAAACACUAAGAAGGCAUUGGAAACAUCAAAAACUGCUAUGUCAUCAUCAGGGAGUGAAUUCAAAUUGGGGAGAUUGCCUGAGGCAUCUCCUAGCUCCAUGAAGGCUUUGGUGGAAAGUUGUGUCAAAGUCUUUGAACCUAGCGCUUCUGAUUCUGUUGAAGAUGAUGUUGGAAUGAACUUGCUUGCUAGUGUGGCAGCUGGAGAGAUGUUAAUGUCCGAAAUGGUAUCUCCUGUUGACUCUCCACAGCGAAACCCCUCUGCAGUCGGGCAGUCAUGCGCAGGCAAUGAUUCCAAAAUGAACUCAUCACCUCGGAACCAUUGUCAAUCCAGCGGUGCUGCCAAUGAUUGUGUGCAGAAGGAUAUGGUUAAUGAUGGCGCACUACUGACCAGGAAAGCAGACAAUAAGGUCUCUCCAUUACCAUCCGAAGAUGUACUUUCGGAAGAGCAGAAGAGAAACCCGAAUUCAUCCUCUACCGAAAUGCUACAGGCUGCAGAACCAUGUCCAGAAAGCAACAAAAACGUAAACGACUUACCAUUGGUCACUUCAGCGGCUAGAUCCCCUGCAGUCAAACUUUAUAUGACUGUUGACAGUGGAAAUGAUGACGAGUCUAAUACAGCAAUUGACAGGGAAAAUCAGGAUGCUGUUCCUGAUUCUAAAACGAAAGCCAUUGUCUCUUUGUCAUCUGGGAACAAAAAACCUGAUGCUGUUUCUAGCGUUGAAGUAGCAUCAGUAGCUGCCGAGUUGGGAUCUUUCUCCAGCCAAAAGGAUGGAAGACAAACAAAUGAAGAUUCAAAAGAUGGCAUGCAGGUGGACGAGAGGCCUACUGACACAGUGGUCUCUGAAGAUAUGAAGCCAAAAGAACAGGUAACGAAAAAUGUUGAUGCUGUGAAGGCUGAAAGGACUGAUGGGACAGAUGUUGGAAAUCGAGAUACCCACAUGGAGCUGCGAUCCGUUAGUCAGGAGGUUUCGGUAGCCACUUCUGGUGCAGGCUUUGCUAAUUACAAGGGUGGGGGCAUGGAGGAGAAUAAGGAAAGUAGAGCAGAUUGUGAGCGGAACUUGUCUUCAUCUAAAGGGCUGUCUGACCUUCCUGUGCAAGUAAAAGACAUGAGUGCAAAGUCUAGGCUGAGCAAGUUGACAGGCAGUGGAGCAGAUGAGAUCAAGGAAUUUGCUUCAUCGGAGGUUUCUUCUCUGGCUGUCACUGAGGGUGGUGCUGAUAAGGAUGCAAAAGUCAGGUUUGAUUUGAAUGAAGGACUCAAUACGGAUGACGUGAAAUAUGGUGAGCCAGCAAACUUGGCUGCACAUGCAAGCGCAGCUGUUGUUCCUUUAGCUAAUCGGUUGCCUUUUGCUACCUCUUCCGUGUCGACCAGUCUUAGUGCACCAAUUCCAGUCGCUGCUGCUGCAAAGGGCCCCUUUGUUCCUCCUGAUGAUCUGUUGAGGACUAAAGUGGAACUUGGAUGGAAGGGCUCUGCAGCCACGAGUGCAUUUAGGCCAGCUGAACCCAGGAAACUUCUGGAGAUGCCCCUGCUCGCAACAAAUCCCCCUCCUAAUCCUGAUACUGCUUCUGCCAAACCCAGUCGCCCUCCAUUGGAUAUUGACUUGAAUGUCCCUGAUGAAGGGAUUGUUGAAGAUGCAGUUUCUAGAAAUUCCAUUCUGGAGAGUACUUCUCUUCCAAGUUUUAAAAGUAAUCGCGAGAUCGGACGUGAUGAGAUGAGUAGUUCUGCCCCAACCCGUGGCUCUGGAGGUCUUGGUCUUGAUUUAAAUCAGAUUGAUGAAGCUACUGACUCAUGGAGCUACUCGACGAGCAGUAAAUGCAGACUAGAUGUCAACUUUUCAUUGGCCAAAUCAUCAGCUGGUAGUCUUCCCAAUGGAACAGACACAGGUGCCCACAGAGACUUCGAUUUGAAUGAUGGACCUGCUGUUGAUGACUUGAGUGCUGAACCAUCGAUACCUAAUCAGCAUACAAGAAGCAGUGUGCCAUCUCAGCAACCUGUUUCGGGCCUGAAGAUGAACAAUUUGGAGGUAGGGAAUUUCUCGAGUUGGUUUCAUCCUGGGAGCACAUACUCAGCUGUCACUAUUCCAUCAAUGUUGUCAAGAGGGGAGCAAUCUCUACCUGUUGUUGCAACUGGAGGACAACCUAGGAUGCUGGGGCCUUCUACUGGUGGAAUUCCAUUUAAUACUGAAAUCUACCGUACGCCAGUGUUGUCUUCUUCUCCUGCCGUGGCCUUUCCACCCCCUCCAUUUCAGUACCCUGUCUUCUCUCCUUAUGCUGCGAGCUUUCCUUUGCAGUCGGCAACCUUUUCAAAUAGUUCAACGACGUAUGUUGAUCCAUCAUCAGGUGGCAGGCUUUGCUUUCCACCUGUCCAUUCGCAGCUACUAGGUCUGCCUGGUGCAGUAUCCACCAAUAUUUCCAGACCUUUUAUUGUUAGCCUUCCAGAUGGUGGUAAUAGUUACGAGAACAAUAAAAAAUGGACCAGGCAAGUGUUGGACCUUAAUACUGGGCCUGGAGGGCCCGACUUGGAAGGUAGAGAUGAGACGUCGUCGCUUGCACCCAGACAACUCUCCGUAGUGAGUUCACAAGCGUUAGCAGAGGACCAAGCAAGGAUGUACCAAGUUUCAAGCGGCGUUCUGAAAAGGAAAGAGCCUGACGGAGGGUGGGACAAUUACAAGCAGUCCUCUUGGCAGUAGGAAUGCACAAUAGUACAGUUUGGUGACCUGUAGAUGCUUUUUUUUGAGGGUGGGCAUUGGCCACCUUCCGGAGGUCGUCAUCUAACCUGGGAUCCUCAUUGAUGGGUGGUGCAAUUUACGUUGUUCAUGGUCUCCAAACCCCCGCUUCUUUGCUGUAUCCACUCUAAAGGAAGAGACAGUGUCCGAGAUCUGAAGACCAUUGGCUGAAUAUGCUCUCUGGGUGGCUGCGGAUCCAUUCCCCCGAUGUAGAUAUUUUGACUGACGGAAAGCAUGUCAUUUGCGUCAUCGAAAAAGUUGGAGAAUUGGUUCGGUACUGGUGUUGGGUGAAUCAACUCUGCGAAAAAAAAAAAUGGACCCCAAAGAUCAUCCAUGCUUAUCCGGCUUCUGAUAAUGGCAAAAUUGGUUUUGAGCUGCUUUAUACAGAAGCUUUUGUAUUGUGGUUUAAUUUAUCCUUUUUAAACUCUCUUCAGUCGCAUAUAUGAUCAAAAUUUCACCUUAUUGGGGUAUUGUGAGCUUGUCUUAAUCUGAUGUGGGUUAGUUACUGCA